GCUGCGGGAGGCGGGGCCUGCGUGGAAAGUAGCCAAAUUGGGCAUCCUCGGGAGAACACCGAGGGGAACGCGGAGAGCAAAACGAAGCUGGAUAACCGGGGGCCGAAGAUGUGGCAAACGUCAGUUCUGCUGUUUCUGUUGCUGCUGAGGUGCGGGGCCCAGGGCAAGCCGUCCCCAGACGCCGGCCCUCAUGGCCAGGCUAGGGUGCACCAGGCGGCCCCCCUGAGCGAGGCUCCUCACGACGACGCCCACGGGAACUUCCAGUACGACCACGAGGCUUUCCUGGGACGCGAAGUGGCCAAGGAAUUCGACCAGCUCAGCCCAGAGGAAAGCCAGGCCCGCCUGGGGUGAGGAGUUUCACGACGUGGAGGACGCUGAGACCUACAAGAAGAUGCUGGCUCGGGACGAGCGUCGUUUCCGGGUGGCAGACCAGGAUGGGGACUCGAUGGCCACUCGGGAGGAGCUGACGGCCUUCCUGCACCCCGAGGAGUUCCCUCACAUGCGGGACAUCGUGAUUGCGGAAACCCUGGAGGACCUGGACAAGAACGGAGACGGCUACGUGCAGGUGGAGGAAUACAUCGCCGACCUGUACUCGGAGGAGCCUGGGGCGGAGGAGCCGGCCUGGGUGCAGACGGAGCGGCAGCAGUUCCGGGACUUCCGGGACCUGAACAAGGACGGGCGGCUGGACGGGAGCGAGGUCGGCCACUGGGUGCUGCCGCCCUCCCAGGACCAGCCGCUGGUGGAGGCCAACCACCUGCUGCAGGAGAGCGACACAGACAAGGAUGGACGUCUGAGCAAAGCCGAGAUCCUGGGCAACUGGAACAUGUUCGUGGGCAGCCAGGCCACCAACUACGGCGAGGACCUGACCCGGCACCACGACGAGCUCUGAGCGGCCCGACAGCCUCGUGGCCCAGGGGAUGACCUGAGGGGCCGGCAGCAGGCCCCUUCUCUGUGCUGGUCCUGCGGGAGGUGCACAGAGCCCCCACCCUUCUGCCUGGGGCUCUCAGGGGCCCCAAAUUCACGUCUCUCCAGAGACAGCCCCAGGCCCCGAACCUGACCCUGGGGCUCUCACAGACAGCAGAGAGUGAGUGACAGGUUUCUCAACGGCAGAGCCUCCCAGCACAGGCCCAGGUUCAGUCCCAGGAUCCUCCCCCUGGCUCAGCCUCGGGGAACCUCCACUCCUGCCCCAACACCCAGCCUGAGCCUCAAUCCACAGUCCACGCAGACUGAGACCUCUCCAGCCCGCCCUGUCCCGAGGACACCUCCCCUCUGCCAGGAGGGCAAUAAAACCCAGCGGGGGCCUGUCGGUGUG
Tupaia belangeri chinensis (Chinese tree shrew) is the source of this 1312-nucleotide messenger RNA. It is a transcript of the gene RCN3, whose product is annotated as reticulocalbin 3. The record is from RefSeq and is a predicted model, not a curated record. Gene Ontology annotation, cellular component: endoplasmic reticulum. Lineage: Eukaryota; Metazoa; Chordata; Mammalia; Scandentia; Tupaiidae. Gene Ontology annotation, molecular function: calcium ion binding.